AUGCCACGAGCCGGGAGCCAUGUCCAGCAACAUUAUUGCGAGCAUCCAGCCGACAAAAGAAAGUCUCCGGAACCAGAUGCAACGAUAGAGCAACAGGAAAUCCUCUAUACAAUAAGAAAUAGAACACUCGAAGACAAACUCCGAAGAAUUCAAUUGUGUAUCAAGACGCUCCAGUCCAUAAACGAUGACUGGCUCAAGUAUACACGAACAAUCACCUCAACGAAAAAGAAGGAGGAAGAAGAAAAAGCGUUCGAAGUAAUCACAAUGGGUGAAACAGGAAUAUACCAAAUAUUGCAGCAAGGUAAUGAAGCGAUAAUAACACUAAUCAUGCAUAAAGAGGAUGUUGAACAAAAGUUAAUACAACUUUCAAAGGAAAAAAGAAAAGAAUGUUGA
Messenger RNA from Loa loa (African eye worm), 393 nucleotides. RefSeq lists its product as hypothetical. The record is from RefSeq and is a predicted model, not a curated record. The transcript is spliced from 2 exons. Lineage: Eukaryota; Metazoa; Nematoda; Chromadorea; Rhabditida; Onchocercidae. Bases 1 to 393 code for a protein of 130 amino acids.